CCGAAUCAAGGGUUGACAGAAUAAACGAGAGUGUAACGGACCCCCAGCCCUUCCUCGCCAUGCAACGAGCCUGUCUCCCUGCCUAGGACCGACUUCGCCGCCGCCAGGUUGAAACGUGGACAGUUUUCCACCUGUUGGUGUCGCGCGGAAUACAUUAUCUGCCAUAUGUGCACGUCAUGUCGCCCGUUCUCACGCUGUGCGCCAUGGCUGCCCCUGUCUCACCCACCGGCUGCAGCUUGCUGUGUUUGCUGCUGCUCUCCAGUAACUUUGUGCUGCUGGGCGGAGAAAAGGUUUUAGGGGAGGAAAAUGAAGACUUCGACUUCGAUGGCCUCCCAGGGGUGCAGCACGAGUUCAAAGUUGAGAUUCCGGCUGGAAAAGAAGAUUGCUUCUUUCAGAGAGCUGCUAUAGGGGCCAAGCUACACGUGUCCUUUGAGGUUUUGAGAGGAGGUGACCGGAAUGUUGAUGUGAUCGUCAGAGACUCCCAUUGGAACAUCAUCAACGCUCAUUACUGGAAACAAAGCGGUGUCAUUGAAGUCGAUAUACCCAGAGAAGAUACUUUCGCUGUGUGCGUUGACAACUCCUUCAGCCGCUUCGCAGGAAAGCUGGUCUACCUAUAUAUCGUAUCGUUCGUUAUGAGCGACUGGACACGAUACGUACAAGAGAUCGGAGAGAUUCAUGGUAUCGCAGAAAAUUUUACGAGGUCGCUGAGUAUAGUCGAGAUGUCUGUCCAAGAAAUGAAGAAAUCACAGUCUCAGACACGUUUCAGCGUGGUGAGGGACUGGUACCUCAUCUGGAACAACAACAGCUACGUUCAGCACUGGUCCAUAGCACAGUGUGUUGUCAUCAUCGUGGCUUCCAUCGUCCAAGUCGUUUGUGUGCGUAGGCUGUUCCGGACAAAUGCAUACACUCCCACUGCCAAGCCGCGGGCGUGACCUUUUGAGAGGUUCAGAAAAUAUGUUUGAAGCAACUGGUCGAGUAACUGUAACUAGUCUGUCUGCAUGUAUGGAAGUUAAAGUUUAUUAAAGUAAAUUAUAAUUUUA
This is a messenger RNA of Pomacea canaliculata, 1040 nucleotides long. Its product is annotated as transmembrane emp24 domain-containing protein 5-like. Gene Ontology annotation, cellular component: endoplasmic reticulum; Golgi apparatus; COPII-coated ER to Golgi transport vesicle. The coding region runs from base 177 to 932 and encodes 251 amino acids. The record is from RefSeq and is a predicted model, not a curated record. The transcript has 4 exons. Gene Ontology annotation, biological process: Golgi organization; intracellular protein transport; endoplasmic reticulum to Golgi vesicle-mediated transport. Lineage: Eukaryota; Metazoa; Mollusca; Gastropoda; Architaenioglossa; Ampullariidae.